CUGUCCUUGACCUUUCAUUCCUUUGAUUGCUGUACGGGAAGACAACUCUGUCUGGCAGACUUUUGGAUGGUUUGUUUGAUCUACAUGAAAUGACAUGAAAUGAAAUCAAUGACAAUUUACAGUAUUUCUUUUUAUAGUGUUGAAGAAGAAGGAAAGUUAUGGAUGCCAGAUCAAGCUUUGGUGUUAAAUUGGAGGAGUUUUUACUCAUCCUAGAUGACAUCAUUGACAGAAAGAAUAGACAUUUAGAAAGACUCUGUAAAGAUAAGGAAAUAUUAUUUAAACAGUGGCCGAAGACAGCAUGUGAUGAAGAUGAUAAAAUCGAUGAUAUUGAAGACAAGAAGAACGUACAUGUAGAAGAAAUCACUUGUGAAGAAAAACAUGGAAUGAAUUUAGUCAACAAUCUACUUAAACGUGCGGAAAAAGCCAGAAUAGUUCAAAAAAAGAUUAUUGAAAAAGCUAGAAAAUCUGAAGAAACAUCGAUUGAAUUAGAAGACAAGGUUGAUGUUGAUGAAAGUAAUAAUGCCAAAUUAACUUCAAGUGUAGUUGAAGCAGAUUCCCAUAUUGAUAACACCAAGCAACAAGUUGACAUUAUUGUUAAUGAAAAACAAAUAGGCCAUGUCGAAACUAACCCAAAUAAUGAAGUGGUAUACAAAACGGGCAAAGAUAGCAAUAUUAAAUCAAAAAAUGUUUUGAAUAAUAAGCCUAAUGUGCAGCAUAGUAGUGCAAGAACUGUCAGAAAUGUACCUAGUCAAAAACAUUCUGCUCCAAUUAAGUCUACAAAAGUAAAUAAAGAUUCACUAAAUCCAGUAAGAUUAACAGAUAGUACGAAGUCGACUAAAUCUACUUUAAAAUCAUCCAGACCAAGUAGUACUACCAGCACAAGACACAAACAAAUGCCUGUUCAUAUGUCGGCACCAUUUAAAACGGACCCAAACGUGAAAGUUCCUGGAAGAAGAAUCAACAAGUCGUCUUUAGUCUCAUCAAAGCCUGUGAUCAAAUCAAAAUAUCUUGAUACAAAAAACGCUCAAAACAUUAAUAUCAAAACUAACUCAUCCGCAAGAAAUUGUAUGAUAAAUGAGAUCAAAACUAACUCGUCUGCAAAUGAGCCUUCUGCUCCAAUAAAAACUAGUACAAAGAUCUCAAGUUCGGAGGUAUCUUUGUCGAGGAGUGAAAAUCAAGCAACAUGUAGUGAUAAAACAGUAGAUCAAUUGAGUUCUACAAUUAAAUGUGAUAAUGUAACUGUUGAUUCAAUCAGUGCUAAUGAAGAUGUGAAAUCUCCUGAUUCUUUGAUUGACCCAAGUAAACUUGUUAAUCCAUUAGAAGAACUAUGUAUCGAAGAUAAAGAUGAAGCAAUCUCAGUAUCUAAACCAAUAUUUGAUUUAUACAGGGAUGGGUCAAGUUUAAAGAUACCAGGUCGGCUAAAGAAAUUGAUCAGUCAGAAUAGGAAAUUACAACAAAAAGUAUCUAAAGUCUCUGUAACUAAAAAAGUUGGUGUGAGCGAUCGUGAUAAAUUUAUGGGAAAUCUAGAAAGUAUUUUUGAUAAAAGUAGUGAUUUGAGUCUUCAGUAUAGAAAGUUACAAUGUUUAACAGCCCACACUAAGUUACAACAAUUACUUCAACAACUCCAAUUAGAAAAUAUUAAUGAUCUAUCAACACCAUUUGAUGUUUUACAUGCUAAAAUGAUGGUAGAAUUUAUUCUCACAGCUUAUCACGACUAUGAAGAGGAAACCAAAAAUGUCCUUGCAGUUAGAAACUAUGAUAGAUCAUCUUAUAAACCUAUUACAGUCAAAUAUCAACAUUCACUUCCAUCUAUCUGGCUUCCUGAUAAUAUCACCACAGAAAUCUUGGACUGUCGUGAUCAAGUUACUUACAGGUCCAAAAAGGAAAUACAAAAGUAUCAAACUGCACUGUUUCAGUUACAAUUACUACAAUUACGUAAAGCUAUUCUUCGAAUUGUACAAACUGAACUUUUACCAUGGCUUCAGAAGAUGGAUACUUCUUCCAGAGACUAUAUGAGUGUAUACUGUGGUGUGUAUUCUUUGCUUACAUCUGAUGGUAACCAUCUUCCAGCUUUAGUUCAAGAAAUUCUCCCAUCCUGAUAUUGUAACCAACACUACCAGAAACCAUAUUUAUUCUUAUAUUUUUAAUAAAGCUAAUUUAUGUGAAUACAUUUUUUG
This is a messenger RNA of Patella vulgata (common limpet), 2177 nucleotides long. RefSeq lists its product as uncharacterized. The transcript has 10 exons. The record is from RefSeq and is a predicted model, not a curated record. The coding region runs from base 159 to 2099 and encodes 646 amino acids. NCBI's taxonomy places the organism in Eukaryota, Metazoa, Mollusca, Gastropoda, Patellidae.